UUAACAAGAAAUGUGUGUUGGGGUUGAAAAACAAGUUUUAAUGACUCCAACCUAAGUGUAUGCAAACUUCCGACUUCAACUGUAUUAUACCAUAAUAAACUGGGUCCCAUCCUUACAAACUCACCUGCACAUACACAGUGAGAGCACUUCUCUAAAUGUGCUGCUGUUUGCACAGAUCCAACAUGCUGUUGAUCAAAACCCUAUUGUAGCGAAUUCGGGGGUAGCCUCUUGGUGUCGGGUUAAGGUCGCUACACGAUGUAUCAUUUCUCAGCCGUUACGUUUAGGUGAGGUUGUAUUAUGAUCAAGGUCAUUGCAUUUACAUUUCAUUCAGUAUACUGUGGUUGCAUCGUGAAACGAUAUGAACUAAAUCCAGAUGAUCAUGGUCACGCAAGCAUAUCCGUGCAUCGUUAUACUCCCUUAUUUCAGUUGCCAUAUGUGCCUUUCACAUUUCUGGUUUUUACAGAACAGCUCCUUUUGUUUUGACUGACUGAUUGAUAGUGAUUUGAUUUGAUUGCAUAUUUCCUUAUUACAAUCAAUCUCAUUAGAUUGGGUUGCAAAACAAUCAUAUUGUAUAGUAUUGUGACGUUAUUGUUGUUCAGAGUGUAUGUAUGUCCUCAUCACUUUAUGUACUGGAUUAGUAAAUGUUAUCGGUUAUAACUGGUUAACUCUGACAGCCCUAGUUAUCACUUUAAGGAAUGUAGCAGAAGUAUUGUUAUUUGCAUUGUUAGGAGGAAACUCGAGCGCCGUAUUAGCAGGGAUGUGUCAGUGAUACCAUACUGUAUGUGUUUAUUCUAGUCAGGGUUAUGGAAUAUCUGUGGUACACUACUAAGAAGAAAAGGUGGAGGAGUAUCAGAAAAUAGAUCGUACUUUGAUAGUAUUUUAUUGACACGCUUCCCACUGAGCUCACCCUGGUUGAAUCAACAAUAUGUCCACGCAAUUUCAAUGAACUUGUAUUGAAACGACUUGGAAUAGAGGUUGAAUUGACGUCUGUGACCAGUGGGUUUAGUCUUUUAUGAUUUGAAACCCGAUUUAAAAUAAUAAUGACUUGAUUAUGAAUUCAUUACUGGUUGACUGAAUGGGCGACCUAAUAUUCUUCUUCAAAUAACUGUUAACUCCUUUUUUGUCUACUGCAAUUCAGCUUUUAGCUGCGAUUGUGUACAAGGCAGACUAACUAAUAAUAAAACCUUGAUAUAUUAGUGACAAAAACGAGUUAACAAUCAAUGUCGACCGAUAGGCUGUUACUCUGUUUAAAACCUUUCACUAUGUUAUGCUUUUGGUAACCUCGUCCUCAUGCUAUAGCGCAUUUGUGAAAAGGUGUCUGGGAACGAGAUUAUGCUGUCAGUAGCCUAUUUAGUAUUCAUGUGUGAGAUAUGUAAUGACUAAUAAAUUGCACUGACUUCUACUUAUCCUUAUUCCUAUUAGUGCUCAAGUUUUAGUCACAUGCUGAUAAAUAAUACAAUUUAAAGAUAGGAUACUGUUUCCUUUACAUUACUACCUCACGUGCCGGAAGUAAUAAGACGUAUCUAUGUUUAAUUAUGACGUCGAAAUAGAAUUAUAUCAAUCCGUGACACGGUUCUUUUAUGCGUGCCCAAAAUAUAUUGAAAAGCGCCGAUAAAACAAAAAUGCAUAUUACAGCGAAAGGCAGGACAGUAUGCAGUCGGCGGAUACAAAGGCAAAGAUACUGACUCUGCAAGAGCAGCGGCUCUGCGUACAACAAUUAGACCCAGGCAGAGUACCAUGCUGCAAAGGAGAUCUUAGAGAAUGAUCAGAAUGCUCCACAAGGUAGAUGCACCCUGGGCAGGUCACUGCCCAAGCCUGGACCAUCAAAGGAGAGUGUUGUGGAGCGGGAGAAGUGUCGACAGUGUAUUCUGAUAGAGCAGCACAACAGGCUGAGGUUUGCUGUCAGGGCCAAGGAGUCACAGCUGCUGGAGAUGGAGCCGGACAUGAAGGUCCUGGAGCUGGACUCCAUAUUGGAUGAUGACGAGCAGCACUACGACCAGCGUGUGAGACAGCUGGAGAACAGCCUAGAAAAGAUGACAAUCAAAAUCACAGAGGCUGAGAGGAUCCAAAAAACCUACCUGCGAGUCUGCGACCACCUACAUCGGGAGGUGUGUGAGAUGCCCAUGGCUCUGGAUCAGCUGCAGAACUUAGUGGUCGGCGGGCAGUCAGAGCUAGGAAAGGUGGCGCACAUGUCUUACACCGCAGUGGCUGCAGUGGACUGCACUAAGAGUCAGCUGGUUCACGUGAAGAGGCAGCUAAUGGUGGAACGCAGAAUGACGGAGAUAGAGUUGACUGAAAGGAGGGGAGCGAAAGAGAAGGAGGUGGAGGGUCAGCUGGAGAGAGAGAGGGAGGGAGAGCGACGGAGCAGCAGAGUAGCUCAGAAGUUGAAAGAGCAGGGUUGGAGAGGGUCGGCUACCAGAGAAGGACUGGCUGAAGAUACAGCCCCUAUCAGAGCCCAGCAGACCGUCGCGGCCCCCAUUACGACACAGUCCGUCUUCAAACUGGUGGAGGAUAUUGAUGCUCUGAGAGAAGCCCUCAGCUGCACUGAUCUGCAGGAGCUGGAGACACGGCUGGCCUCUCAGAAGGCCACCAGGGAGCAGCUGCACACCAAGAUAACACAGUGUGAGGAGUUGGUCAGAAAGAGCAUGGAGACCCUGGCUACCCUUGAGCUCCAGUACGCCCAACUCAAGUUCAGCGCUGGACCCGGUUCCGACAGGUUUGAGCAGCUGAAGGAGGAAAUGCAGGUGGAGCUUGAGCAGGAAGAGGAUUGUUGCAGCCAAUGGGAAGCCAAGCUGGGCAAGGCCCAAUCUGUGCUGCAUGGGGUGGAGCAGGGUGUCAACAACCUGUUCUUCAGGAUUAGCUGUGUGCAUGUCAUGGACUCUCCCAGGGAGUUUGGGGAUCUGGAUGCCACCGAGAAGCUGAGGGAAAUCGGUGUUCGUCUGCUCACACUGCAGACCACAGCUUCAGAGAAGACCGAGGAAAACACUGCUGACCAUGAGAAGGUGUGGAGCUUCCUGGAGCAGAGAAUCAUGAUGGAGCCCAGAAUCUUCAAAAGGGCCAGCAGCCCAGUGUACAACAGCGUCUCAGAAGACACGUUCCAGUUCCGCAGUCUGGAGGAGGACUGCGCCCUGUCCCGCGAGGAGAUCAAGCGUCACAGUAUCCAUCUGAUCGAGGCCCACCAACCCAAGAAGAAAGCCCCAAGGGGCACCAAGAAGAGCUAGAGGCAUGUUUCAGAGAGAAGGACCAGACAGCCUGACAGCUGUGGCCCUCUACAUCCUACAGGGAGUAAGGCUGAGGAAUAAUAAACAGACUCAUAGUAUGAUUUUACUUUCUUUGUUGUCUACUUCAUACCUGAGUUUCUUACUGCUAUGUAAGGAUCAGGGAGAUUAGAGUAAGGUCUAGUUAACACAAAGUUAUGUUUUAACAAUCUCUCCGCCCUCUCUGCAAUUAGGUAACACUUGCAUACUUUGACACGGCAAUUCAUAAAAUACAUCAUCUGGGAUAUAUUCAAACUGUGGAAAAACAGUGCGCUGGAGUGCGAUUGCACCUCUCAUGAACCAUUGGGUGGUGGCACUAAGCAGAACAUUCUGAAGUGUUGAGUGUGUAAGACAGAGAGGGGGAUAUGGAACCGUGGUUGAAUAUGAAAGGCAGAAGAAUAUGAAAGUGAUGGAAGAAACUGGUGAUGAGAUGAACUAGUAGGGGAGUUGAAAGAAGUGGUCAUCUUGCACUACAGUUGAAGUCAGAAGUUUACAUACACCUUAGCCAAAUACAUUUACGCUCAGUUUUUCACAAUUCUUGAUUCAAUCCUAGUAAAAAGUUAGGAUCACCACUUUAUUUUAAGAAUAUGAAA
Messenger RNA from Oncorhynchus gorbuscha (pink salmon), 3850 nucleotides. Its product is annotated as uveal autoantigen with coiled-coil domains and ankyrin repeats protein-like. NCBI's taxonomy places the organism in Eukaryota, Metazoa, Chordata, Actinopteri, Salmoniformes, Salmonidae. The record is from RefSeq and is a predicted model, not a curated record. Bases 1932 to 3221 code for a protein of 429 amino acids. The transcript is spliced from 13 exons.